Penicillium macrosclerotiorum is the source of this 870-nucleotide messenger RNA. RefSeq lists its product as uncharacterized. The record is from RefSeq and is a predicted model, not a curated record. The transcript has a single exon. Bases 1 to 870 code for a protein of 289 amino acids. NCBI's taxonomy places the organism in Eukaryota, Fungi, Ascomycota, Eurotiomycetes, Eurotiales, Aspergillaceae.
AUGUCGACCCUGAUGCAACAAGUGCGGGCGAGUGGCGACGCUUUGCUCGAAUUCUACGACGAAAUUAAAUGUCAGGGAAACAAGAUGUAUUACUAUGUCGAUGACAACUACCAGAGAGACGACCCGGAAACCUUGCCCCUUUUCACUGUGUACAGCGUCAAGAUUCUUUAUAUCGAUGUCGCCUUUAGCGGAGCUGCUAUCUGGCUGUACAGAUUCUCAGGUCAGCUUACAGGGGGAGAUUCCUACAUCGUACCUUCCAGUAGCAACACGGGCGACUGUUUCAGCAAUGGUAACAUAGGCUGGGUUCACUUUGAGACCACUACAUUCACUGGAACAAAGAGAAACGCAAUGACCGAUCUUGUGCAAGCGCCUGAUUCUGUGCAAACGCCCUAUAAUGCGACAGAGAUAGUGGAGCGUGCAGCUACACGUCCAGAAGGAUACAUGAGUCUCAGACAUAACCAACUGUACAUCGUUGGAAAACCUACGUUCUCUCAAGUUCAGGGCAAGCCAGCCCUAUCAGUGGGGCUUUUUAGAACAAUAGUGCUCAGCGUCUUUUACGGCAUAGAGGUUGCGUCCGGCGAGAAAGACAUUAUCCCUUUCCUUAUUGCAAGUCUGUCGGGUGGCACAACUCUAACAUGGCUUUCCGAAACAUCAGAGGUGGUGCCGCGCUCAGUUGUGGCCUUUGCAGCUCGGUGGUGGCGGGAAUUCUACCUUGAUAGCUGGAAGGAUACAAUGGCAGUGUCUGAUAUAUACAGAGAAACGAAAUUGGGUUCGGGGGUAUGGGAGAAGAUUGGUAAGAUGAGUCAAGCUGUGAAAACGCAUAAGGGAGAAUUUGAGCAUUUUAGAAAGCAUCAAGAAGUUGGAAAAUAA